Messenger RNA from Oldenlandia corymbosa var. corymbosa, 2203 nucleotides. Lineage: Eukaryota; Viridiplantae; Streptophyta; Magnoliopsida; Gentianales; Rubiaceae. The record is from the annotation of a GenBank genome assembly.
AUAUUUGGUACAAGGUAUCUAUCGUCGUUCUGCCGUGAAUUUCAAUCAGAAAGGAAAGAAAAAGAAAGUUGGCGAAGGCAAGAAUCAGAAUAUUCAAUUCUUAUUAUUAUUAGAAAGAAUGGAGGUUUCUCCGGGAGGUUUUAUUACAACCGUGAAACUGCCGAGGGCCACAAGAUUAAAGAAUAAGGCGCCGGCUCCCAUCCAGAUCACCGCGGAGCAGAUUCUCCGGGAAGCCCGGGAGCGGCAAAAAGGAGCAGAUUUUCGCGCACCAAAACAACAAAUCAAUGAUGAUACAGAACUCGACGAAUAUCGCCUUCGAAAGCGAAAGGAAUUUGAAGAUUUAGUUAGCCGGGUGCGCUGGAACAAAAGCGUUUGGGUGAAGUACGCCAACUGGGAGGAAUCACAGAGAGAUUUCAACCGGGCGCGUUCGGUUUGGGAACGAGCCCUCGACCAAGAUCACAGAGAUCACACACUGUGGUUGAAAUAUGCUGAGUUCGAGAUGAAACACAAAUUCGUUAACCACGCUCGCAAUGUUUGGGAUCGAGCCGUGUCGCUUUUGCCUCGCGUUUCUCAGUUCUGGUAUAAGUACGUACAUAUGGAAGAAAUGCUGGGCAAUGUCGCAGGGGCUCGGCGUAUUUUCGAGAGGUGGAUGAAUUGGCAACCGGACCAGCAAGGUUGGCUUUCAUACAUUAAGUUUGAGGUGAGGUAUAACCAGGUAGACAGAGCUCGGGCGAUUUUUGAGAGGUUUGUGGAGUGUCAUCCAAGGGCAGGUUCUUGGAUUAGGUAUGCCAAGUUCGAGAUGAAGAAUGGCGAAAUCGAUCUAGCAAGGAACUGUUACGAGAGGGCCGUGGACAAGUUGGCCGGCGACGAGGAGGAAGCUGAGCAGUUGUUUGUGGCUUUUGCUCAGUUUGAGGAGAAGUUUAAAGAAGCUGACAGAGUCAGGUGUAUUUUCAAAUUCGCACUCGAUCGUCUCCCGAGAGGCAGAGCACAACUCGUAUAUAACAAGUUUGUUGCUUUUGAGAAGCAGUUUGGAGACACAGAGGGAAUUGAGGAUGCUAUUGUCGGGAAGAAAAGAUUCGAGUAUGAGGACCAAGUUAGGAAGAAUCCCCACAAUUAUGAUGCUUGGUUCGAUUAUGUACGGCUGGAAGAAAAUUCUGGUACUAAAGAGAGCGUUAGAGAAGUAUACGAGCGAGCUAUUGCUCAACUUCCCCCAGCCGCUGAGAAACGAUAUUGGCAGCGGUAUAUUUAUCUGUGGAUUAACUACGCUUUCUAUGAGGAGCUUGAAGCUCAAGACAUUGAGCGCGCAAGGGAAGUGUAUGCAUUAUGCUUAAAGUGGAUUCCCCACGAGAGAUUCUCAUUUGCAAAGAUGUGGUUGUUGGCCUCCCAAUUUGAGAUCCGCCAGCUGAAUCUUCCAGCUGCAAGAUUAAUCCUUGGAACAGCAAUUGGAAGGGCCCCUAAAGGCAAGAUCUUUAGGGAGUACAUUAAAAUGGAACUGCAGUUAGGGAACAUGGACCGUUGCCGUAAGCUGUAUGAGAAGUAUAUCGAAUUCUCACCACAGAGUUGCUACGCGUGGAUCAAGUACGCGGAACUUGAAAAAUAUUUAUGCGAAACGAAGCGAGCUAGAUCCAUUUUUCAGCUGGCUAUUGACCAGCCUGCCUUAGACAUGCCUGAGUUGUUGUGGAAGGCAUACAUUGAGUUUGAGAUGUCCGAAGGCGAGUUCGAAAACACCAGAGCGCUCUAUGAGAAGCUCCUGGAACGAACGAAACACCUAAAAGUCUGGUUAAGUUACGCCAGGUUUGAGGCUGAACAAGAAUGUGACCUAGGUGAUGAUGAGCACAAGAAGAAACAACGUCUCCAGAGAGCUAGGCGUGUUUUCGAACGGGCCCUUGAUUACUUCAUCUCUUCUGCUCCGGAACUUAAAGAGGAAAGGGCGAUGCUGUUGGAGGGAUGGUUGGAUGUUGAGAGUUGCUUUGGAGUAGACGGCAACGCUGAUCUCGUGCGCGCUAAGUUGCCAAAGAAACUCAAAAGGAGAAGACGGAUAGAGACCGAGGAUGGCAGUUCGGCGCCUGCAUACGAAGAAUACAUUGAUUACUUCUUCCCGGAUGAAGAAACACAUCACACAAAUACCAAGAUUUUGGAUGCUGCUUACAGAUGGAAAAGGCAGAAACUCAAUGUUCAAGAUGAUGGGAUUUGCAUCUGUUAG